Molecule: messenger RNA, 2930 nt
Organism: Chinchilla lanigera (long-tailed chinchilla)
Lineage: Eukaryota; Metazoa; Chordata; Mammalia; Rodentia; Chinchillidae
Gene: Thsd1
Product: thrombospondin, type I, domain containing 1
Cellular component (GO): cell surface; cell periphery
Source: RefSeq, a predicted model, not a curated record
GUGUUUUUGAAAAAAAUCACAAUUUGGCUGUGAAAAAGGACAUGAGGAGACUAAAGACUUGGGAUUUUGCUGAUCAGAAUGAAACCCAUGUUGAAGGACUUUUCAAAUCUGUUGCUGGUGGUGCUCUGUGACUGUGUCCUUGGAGAAGCUGAAUAUCUUCUUUUGGGAGAGCCUGGCCAUGUAGCACUAAGUAACAGCACGGUGUCAGUGGAUUUCCAGUAUUUGGAUGGUGCUAACGGGACCCUGAGGAAUGUAUCUGUCCUGCUGCUGGAGGCCAACACUAAUCAGACUGUUAUCACCAAGUACCUCCUAACCAACGAGUCCCAGGGAACACUCAAGUUUGAGUGCUUCUACUUCAAGGAGGCUGGUGACUACUGGUUCAUCAUGACUCCAGAAGUGUCAGACAACAUUACUUUAGUCCCUUUGUUGGAGAAGAGUGUCUUUCUUAAAGUGGAGUGGCCCGUCUUCCAUGUUGACUUGAAUAGGACGUCCCAGGCAGCAGAAGGCACCUUCCAAGUAGGCCUUUUCACCAGUCAACCUCUAUGUCCAUUUCCUGUGGACAAGCCCAACUUGGUGGUGGAUGUCAUCUUCACCAACAGUCUCCCUGACGCAAGAACAAGCCCUGGACAGCCACUGGAGAUAAGAACCAGCAAAAGGACAGAGCUCACUCAAAGUCAGUGGGUUGAGUUUGGCUGUGCACCUGUGGGGCCAGAAGCCUAUGUCACCGUGGUGCUGAAGCUGCUUGGCCGAGACUCAGUGAUUACUUCUACAGGACCCAUUGACCUGGCCCAGAAAUUCAGAUACAAAUUGUCGAUGGUGCCAGAGCUCAUGUGUGAGUCUGGGGUGGAGGUGACGGUCCUGCCCCCACCAUGUAUCUUUGUCCAAGGAGUGGUUACUGUCUUCAAGGAGGGCCCCAGACACCCUGGGGAAGGAACAAUUAAGCUGGCUGAAAACAGCUUGCCCCUGGGAGAGAGAAGAACAGUAUUUAACUGCACUUUGUUUGAUAUGGGAAAGAAUAAAUAUUGCUUUAACUUUGGCAUUUCAAGAAGCCAUUUUUCUGCAAAGGAGAAGGAGUGCAUGCUCAUUCAGAGAAAUAUAGAAACUUGGGGACCGUGGCAGCCGUGGGGCCCGUGUAGUGCCACAUGCGGGGACGGUGUCAGAGAGCGUCGCCGUGCGUGUCUCACUUCCUUCCCCUCCAGACCUGGCUGCCCUGGAACGACCUUGGAGACUUCCUUGUGUUCGCUGGAGGAGUGUCCUGCCAUCCAGCCAUCCAGCCCAUCUUCUCUUCCACCAGAGGGUCCCGUGAAGUCCAACAACAUCGUGACUGUCACAGGGAUAUCUCUGUGCUUGUUCGUCAUUGUGGCCACCGUACUCAUCACGCUGUGGCGGAGGUUUGGCCGGCCCCCAAAGUGCAGCACCCCUGCUCGACACAACUCCAUCCAUUCCCCUGGCUUCCGGAAGAACUCGGAUGAGGAGGACAUCUGUGAACUGAACGAGCAGCGUGGGAGCUUCUCUGAUGGGGGUGACGGGCCCGGGGGGAGCCCAGGGGACACUGGCAUCCCUCUGACCUACAGGUGCAGCGGGCCGGUGACUCCUGAGGAUGAUGCGUCUGGCAGUGAGAGCUUUCAGUCUAAUGCACAGAAGAUCAUCCCCCCUCUGUUCAGCUACCGCCUUGCCCAGCAGCAGUUGAAGGAGAUGAAGAAGAAAGGUCUGACAGAAACCACCAAAGUGUACCACGUGUCUCAGAGUCCCCUGACAGACACUGCCAUUGACGCUGCAGCUAGCCCCCCCUUAGACUUGGAAAGCCCAGAAGAAGCAGCGGCAGCAGCAGCAGCAGCAAACAAGUUCCGGAUCAAAUCCCCAUUUUUGGACCCACCUGUGGUGAAUGCCGGGGAAAGGCCCCCUUCCAGGCUGGAUUUCAGCAUGUCUCAGGCCAGCUGUGCCGUCAGCCCCAGCCAGACCCUGAUGCGCAAGUCGCAGCUGAGGCACAUGGCAGGCAGGGGGGCCUCUUCUGAGAGGAACCAUACCAGGAAUUCCCACUUCAGGAGAACAGCCAGUUUCCAUGAAAUCAAACAGGCCCGGCCAUUCCGGGAGAGAAGCAUGUCCACUCUGACCCCACGGCAAGCCCCCACCUACAGUUCUAGGACUCGGACCUGGGACCAGGCAGAGGACAAGUUUAGGCCUCCAAGUCGAGGUGCCCACCUGGUUCCCGAAAAACUGGAAUAUUACCAAGGAGCAGGUGGAACCUGUGGUCCAUUAAGCCCUGUCCCUAAAUCCUACACCAUGGGGCAGCCCACCAGGAAACAAGACCUGGCCGAUCGUCAGGCAGGGUUAAUGGCAGGAGCUGAGAGAACAGAGCCUCACAGAGCUCGGAGGGGACCAUCCCCCAGUCACAGGAGCAUCUCAAGGAAGCAGUCUUCCCCCACCUGUCCCAAAGAUAGUUACCAGAGGGGCAGUCCACUGAGCCCUUCUCAGUGUAGAAAAGACAAGUGUCAGAGCUUCCCCGCGCAUCCUGAGUUUGCCUUCUAUGACAACACGUCAUUUGGCCUUUCUGAGGCCGAGCAGAGGAUGCUGGAUCUCCCAGGAUAUUUUGGGUCAAAUGAAGAGGAUGAAACCACAAGUACACUUAGUGUGGAGAAGCUGGUAAUCUAGACCAAGAAUCUGCCUGAGAUUUUUCAUGACUGGGGUCCCUUGCCUAGGUUGUGAUAAUCCGCUGUUCACAUUGUUCCCUGGACUUUUGUAUAACUGCUUGUACAAACUCUUGUAGGAGUGAAUACAGGGAGGAAGAAGAUCACACAGAGGAGGAUAUGUGUGUGUAUACACAUGUUUUAAUUAUUAAGAAGAAAUUAUUUAUCCUGAACUUUCCUUUUGUUACCCUAUUUCUAUUGACUUAUUACUAAUAACAAUAAUAAAAUUUAAAUAAAAGCAAA